AUGGAUCUAUCUAUCUAUCUAUCUAUCUAUCUAUCUAUCUAUCUAUCUAUCUAUGUUAACCUUUCUUUUCUAAUCUAUUUGUGUGUCUGUCUUGCCUGUCAUCGGAUGAAUGGAUCUAUCUAUCUAUCUAUCUAUCUAUCUAUCUAUCUAUCUAUCUCUUUUUUGAUCGAGUCAAGUUAUCGACGUGAGAUAUUAUGUAUAUUCACUAAUAUCUAUCUAUCUAUCUAUCUAUCUAUCUAUCUAUCUAUCUAUCUAUCUAUCUCAUUCUGUUCAUAUUUCUAUUUAUCUCCCACCGUCUCUUUCUUUCUUUCUUUCUUUCUAUUUCUAUCUAUCUAUCUAUCUAUCUAUCUAUCUAUCUAUCUAUCUAUCUAUCUAUGCCAUUCUGUUCAUCUCUACCUCAUUCUGUUCAUAUCUAUCUAUCUAUCUAUCUAUCUAUCUAUCUAUCUAUCUAUCUCAACCUCCUCCCAUCUAUCUAUCUAUCUAUCUAUCUAUCUAUCUAUCUAUCUAUCUAUGAUAUGUCUUCCUAACAGUUGGACUAUUCCUGUUGUUUCUCAUCUAUCUAUCUAUCUAUCUAUCUAUCUAUCUAUCUAUCUAUCUAUCUAUCUAUCUUCCCAAUUUUCAUUCAUAUCUAACUAUUGGCUGGGCAUCUCUCAGUAUAAUUUUUUAUCUAUCUAUCUAUCUAUCUAUCUAUCUAUCUAUCUAUCUAUCUCAGCCUGUUAUCUAUCUAUCUAUCGAAAAAAAUCCUAA
This is a messenger RNA of Acanthosepion pharaonis, 747 nucleotides long. Lineage: Eukaryota; Metazoa; Mollusca; Cephalopoda; Sepiida; Sepiidae. The record is from the annotation of a GenBank genome assembly.